This is a messenger RNA of Chlamydomonas reinhardtii, 1981 nucleotides long. RefSeq lists its product as uncharacterized. Lineage: Eukaryota; Viridiplantae; Chlorophyta; Chlorophyceae; Chlamydomonadales; Chlamydomonadaceae. Gene Ontology annotation, biological process: DNA-templated DNA replication; rRNA processing. The transcript is spliced from 7 exons. Gene Ontology annotation, cellular component: nuclear pre-replicative complex. The coding region runs from base 100 to 1650 and encodes 516 amino acids. Gene Ontology annotation, molecular function: protein binding. The record is from RefSeq and is a predicted model, not a curated record.
CAACCGUGACACAUUUAUUGCACCUAAGUGGUCACCUAGCACCGCCAGCUCAAGGAUUGACAUUUCUUACUGACGACUCGCGACGGCUGCACCAGAAGGAUGCAAGACUCUCUGAUAUUGAUAGCAAAUGCAAAUGCAGAUGGUCUUAUAAUUGCGUGCGACCCUGUGACCGGCUCACAAGUAUCUGCAUAUAAAGGUAACGGGUCAUCCCGGAACGGGCUUGCCACGCUCGGAAACGACUACAUCGUGGCGGCGCAAACGCACAAGCACGCGUUGCACUUCUGGUCCUGGCACAGAGAGCAAGUGCUUCAGCGCUCCUUCGCGGCCGAGGCGCUCACCUGCCUGGCCUGCUCGCCAGACGGGGCGUACCUGGCUGCGGGCGGCGCCAGCGGCACCCUGUACCUGUGGGAGGUGGGCUCGGGCCGCCUGCUGCGGGCCUGGGCGGCGCACUACAAGGCUGCCACUGCGCUCCUGUUCGUGGGCGGCUGCGGUGUGCUGCUGAGCGGCGGCGAGGACACGCUGGUGCACGUGUGGCCGCUGGCGGAGCUGCUGGACCCCCUGCAGCUGGCGGACCCGCACUCGCCCGCCUUCGCCCGCCCCACCCCCCUGCACGCCUGGUCCGACCACACGCUGCCCGUCACGGCGCUGGCGGCGGGCGCGGGCGAGGCGGCGGCGGUGGUGGCCAGCGGCAGCGCGGACCGCACCGUCAAGCUGCGGCGGCUGGGCGACGGCGCGCUGCUGCGGGCGGUGGCGCUGCCGGCGGCCGUGAACGACCUGGUGCUGGAUGCGGGCGAGCAGUGGCUGUACGCGGCGGGCGGCGACGGCGCCAUCUACCAGGUGCCGCUGCUGGCCGCGGCCGAGCCGGCAGCCACAGCCGCGGCGGCAGGAACGGGAGCGGGAGGGCCCGAGGGCGCAGCGGCGAGGGACGGCGCAGCGGCCGGCACCAGCGGGGGUGGUGGUGCAGACGGAGGUGGUGGUGGUGGGCUGGCCGCCUUCCUGGGGCACAGCCGGUCCGUGACCUGUCUGGUGCUGGCACCGGCCCGGCUGACGGGGGCGGGGUCAGGAGCAGCAGCGGCAGCGGGGGUCGCCGGCGGGUCAGGCGGCGGCGGCGGCGGCUGUGACGCUGUACUGGUGUCCGGGUCGGAGGACGGCACCGUGCGUGUGUGGGACCUGCGCAGCCGGCAGCCGGUGCAGGUCAUCUCAGCCCCGGGCAAGGCGGCGGUGACGGGGGUCCAGGUCGUGUCGGUGGCGCGCCAGUGGCUGCCCAGCUCGGGGCGCGGCGGAGGCGGAGGCGGCGGGAGUGGAGGGGCCGUGGUGGCGGACGCCAACGGCGGAGCGGGCGCGGGGUCCAGUGGCGGCCGCGCGGGGCCCAAGCGGCCUCAGCCACUGGCAGCGCUCGCCAAACACCCAGGUGUGGGCGGCUCGGGGCGGCGCUGGGAGGGUGCCCCGGUGGUGCUGGACGGCAGCGCGGGCUGGGUGGGGCUGGCCAGCAGCGGCGGCGGACCCGAACUGCGCGCGGCGCCGCGGCUGGCGGCGCUGCAGGCGGCGGCGGCGGCGGCGCAGCCAGGGCUGUUGGGGGCGGGCGUGUGCGGCGGCAGUGCGGCGGCGCUGGGUCAGGGGCAUGGUAGCUGGGAGGCAGCUUUGUCAUGAGUCAGCGUGCUAGGUGGCGUAUGGAGGUGAGGUGCUGGUGGCGGAUGUGGUUUGCAUGUGCGGCCGGUACUAUCAUGAAUUGCGCGUAGUACUGCGGUACGGGUGCGCGAUGGGACAGUGUUAAGGCAGGUUGGUGAAUUGGGCGUAGCACUGCGGUACGGGUACGGAAUCAACUGCAGUGGAUUCGGGCGAGGCGCCCCGCCCCGCUACUGCAUGCGCGUGCCCAUCUGAGAGUCCGUCGCCUCGGAAGGACAAGCAGCGUGAGGUAGCAGUAACAGGCCCGAAUUGCAGGUUCAGGGGCGCUAGGACGCAGCUGUAAGGCUGUGGAGAG